Molecule: messenger RNA, 15746 nt
Organism: Branchiostoma belcheri (Belcher's lancelet)
Lineage: Eukaryota; Metazoa; Chordata; Leptocardii; Amphioxiformes; Branchiostomatidae
Exons: 92
Coding region: 250-15144 (4964 amino acids)
Biological process (GO): homophilic cell-cell adhesion; lipid transport
Cellular component (GO): membrane
Molecular function (GO): lipid carrier activity; protein binding; calcium ion binding
Source: RefSeq, a predicted model, not a curated record
CAUUGGCACUCAGCAGAUAUUAUAUAAUGAUAGGCACAAACACCUGUUCUCCUUAUUUAUAAAACCACGUUACCUCCCCACCCCUAGGCAAUGGUCUAGUCUGCAUAAGGAAGUUGUUCUUCCCUUCGCAAAAGGGCCAAAAAGUAGAAACCGUACAGCCGUAAGGAUACAAGGACUUAAAGCGUGAGAAUGUAUAUUUUAAAAUCCGCGACAUCGCUACUUAUCAGUACAGGGGAGCUUUCAUGCUAAAUGGCGGCAAGCUGGAGACGCCCGGGCCCGCUGUGGCCGUGGCUGCUCACCACUGUCCUCUGUACCGCGUCGGCUGCAAGUCUGGUGAACUACAAGCCGGGAUCUCGGUAUGACUACGACUACAGGGCCUCAACAGUCGUGCAGCACGUCAGCCAGGUGGCCACAAAGGCGCAGUUCAGCGUCAUUCCCGUACGCAAUGAUGAAGAAAAUAACACCAUCUGCGAUCUAGUGGUGAACAACGUCGCUCAAGAGAUAACACAAAGAGAUGGAAACCAAGCUGUAUUUGAUGACCUGGACUACUCCAAAAGGUUCCUGUUCACUGUGACGAAGAACGGCGAGGUUGUGCGCGUGUACCAUCCACACGAUGAGCAUCAUCACGUGUUGGGCACCAAGAAGGUCCUGGUGGGCGUUCUGUCCGCACGCCUGCACACUACACCUCAGACCAUGACUCACGGCAAACCCUGGUCCUACAGCGUGAAAGAAACUGGACAUGAAGGUGAAGAUGACCUUUCCUACGUAGGCAAGGUCACUCCGGAGGGCAUCAUGUUCACCAGGACACGACACGGUCACGUGGUGCGCAACGCUAAGGCCAAGCACGAGAAGCAAAUUCUUUACCACCAUGCAUAUGAAGUUCCUCAGACGGUCCAGCUGACGGAAAUGUUUACUUCACCCCAACACAACACCCCAGGAUACAAUCCCAACGCUGGUAUACCAGGAGAUCCGGCGAAGCUGCAAGCGCUUCAGGACGAAGACUACGAUAUGCCACCGAUGACAGCUGAAUCUGACGGGCACCUGAAGCUCCUACAGGUCAUACCAGCCAACAGCCGGGACGCAUACGAAGGAAUUCCUACAAGUUUCAAACAUGGGUCCCUUGUGAUAGAUGAGCCACCAGUACGUAUCAUAGCGCUGGAUGACCAAGAAGACGCCAUCGUUGGUAACCUGACUUGUAUGAGAACUGUCAGGCCAAAAGAAUCGCAGGAAAGGAUCACAUGUUUCCGCCACAUCGUGGACGCCCUGCUUCACCUCUCGCCGGAGAACCUCACAAGAGUGGCCGACACCUACAUAGCGAUCAACGCGACAUCUGAUGACGACAUAGAGAACCGUGACGCCAUCGCUGACGCACUGGGUGCCAUGGCAACCAACGACUCCCUGACCCUGCUGACCAGACUGGUCCUGACGCCGCGGCAGAAGGACGCUAAUCUGACCCUGAGGGCGCUUUUCCACUUCUUCGCGCUGGAACGUCCGCCACCGCAGAUCAGCAUCGAGACUGUGGAGAACAUGUGCUUCAAGUGGAGAAUGGAAUUUGACGACGAGGAGGAGGGGCUACACGUGUGGACCAGGGCACACCUGCUACUCGGGACUCUGGCGGGAAACAUCCACGCCACCGACCCCGCACGGGCAGACAAGAUCAUAGACCGGCUACAUGGGAUGGUGGAGAUUCACGAUCCCUGGAAGCACCGGCAACUGAGAUCCACCCUGACAGAAGAUGAGUACAACAGUCACCUACACGAGAAGGCGACCUACCUGGGCGCCCUGGGAAACGCUGGGAUGGACAGGUCCUAUGACCUCCUCCUGUCCUACAUGAACACUACUGAAGCACCCUCCGAGCUGAAGAGAACCAGCCUGACCGCACUGAAAAGCUAUGACCAUGAGAAGGCAGCAGAGGAGAUCCUCCGUGUAGCAAUAGAAGACCCUGACAGCAACGUGCGGUACGCAGCAGCUCUGGACUACCUGGGCCACCCACAGGCCUCCAAACUGUGGGAGGUUCAGCAACAAAUCAACAACAGUUACACGAACCAGACGGCCAUAGCAGAAGGACGGGAAAAGAGGGGUCUGGCUGGUGUUAGAAACGUGCUGGAAAAGUUGUUUAAAGGUUUCGACUUCAAACUGGAGACGCCGAGUUACGACUGGCACAAGCGGAUCGGUUCCAGCCAGAUCGGCGCAUCUAUGGGAAUCGUCAUUCGGAACAUGAUGGAACUGAUUCUGAAACCGUUGAAGGGCAAGUUCGAGGUUGACGUUCUGGACCAGGCGUACGCGAAGAUACACGUGGGGCUAAUCGGCAUCGACUGGACAUUCCUGGACGCGAGGGUCUGUUUCAAAGGAAAGGCGGGAUACGAAGUCAACAUUUUCCAGGAGUUCAACUUCGAUGAGGUUUUCAAACUGGUUAAACUGUUUGACGGCGUGAUCAACAAGGUCGUUGGAAAUGUGAAGAACAACAUCAUUCGUUUCAAGAAACUUCUGGGAAGUACGACGGGCUCCAUAGACGGCAUCUUCAAGGACAUCGUGGACGCGGCGGAGAACCUUCCCAACCAGGUGCGUGAGUUCAAAGCCAAGGCCAAAGAGUUCAUCAAGAAGGUCGGGGAGUACAUCAACCUGCCGCCAGCCGUGGAGAACGUCAAACAAGUGGUCCACCGGGUCAGCACGCUCAUCAGUGACGUCAAGGCUGACGUCAUGGAGUUCUACAAUUCCAUCUCCGAUGCCGUUACCAUCACCCUGCCGUGGGCUGCCGAACAGAUCGAGAGCGGGGUGAAGAUGGUGGUCUCCUCCGUCGGGAAACUCAUCAAGUCACCAAAGACGGCUAUUGAAGAUAUCUUCAAAGGGAUCACGAUGAUCAAGUCUGCUGUGACCGGAGUCCUCAAGGCAAAGGAGCGUAUCGAAAAGGCUCUCUUGUUCAAGGAAGACAAGACGCUCCACUGGAUGAACCUAAAGGACGAACUCUCACAGAUAUCCGAUGACAUCUCUACUGCGCUGAGCUCCAUGCGGGACAUGAACAACUGGGUGGUGCAGCAAGCGGAGUCCAACGACUUCAACAAACGUUUCUUUGGAGUCGACAUCAAAGCACUGAAAGAACAGAUAAAGACAGAGUUCAGUGACUUGUUGGACGGACUCCUCGGUCCCCUGAACAAAGUGCGCCAGGUUCCCAACAUGUUCCUGAAUGCGUACAAGGAGACAGCUGAGAUCAUCAAGUCCAUCAAGGAAGGCUACACGGCAAUCAAAAACGGUUACGACGAGGCAAAGUCUCUGAUUGAGCAAAUCUUCGGCGCCAAGGCUGACCAAGAUUUCCCCAGAAAGUACCUGGAGUCGGGCUCUUGCGGGGACGGCUUCUACCCUAGCACUGGCUCAGGGCGUUACGAACAUCAAGGGGUGCUUCUAGAGGCAGCCGUCGGGCGCGAAAUUGGCGCUCCCUUUUCGGGAAUUAUAAAAAGGUCCGGCGACAACCAGGUGACAAUCACGACGGAUUCGAUGGAGAAACUAGAAGUCAUCAUCAACAACGUGGAUCUCAUACCUGAGAAGGAGCUGAAACGAGUCUUCAAGGGAACCCUGAUUGGCACAGUGUCGUCCUCCGCCUGCCAGCCUAACCACAUCCACCUGGCGAUCAGGAACACGGAGUCCGGAGGUCUGGUGGACCCCACACGCUUCAUGGAGAAGAGAGACAUGGUGGUCCCGAGCUGGGAACAGGAAUGUGGGGACUGGAACCUGGUAUUCAAGAACGAAGUCGUUUCCAGAGGGAAGUUUGGAAAAUCAAAAGAAGAGGACAAAUCACCAGCAAGAGUGGAACCGGACAUUUCUGAUCUCGCCACGGAGUUCUCCGACGUCAACGAAAGAAAGAAAAGGGACGUUGGAGAAUGGUUUGGCCAAGCAAAGGAUUUUGUCAGCAGUCUGGACCUUCCCGACUUGAAGGAGACUGUCUCGCUGCUCGACUUUGACUUUGACUUCCGGAAUCUGAAACUCUCCAAAGUGUUCGAGUUCAUGACGUCUUCUGGACUGACGGAUACCAAGGCCAGGCUUGAACAGACAGUGGAGGGGCUUCUGGACACUCUUAACCAAGAGAAGACGUCCUGCCAAGUACCAGAUACACUCGAUACCUCCGCACUGAGGAGAAUUCUGCGCGACGGAGGGAACCCCGCCACCGGUUCCAGAACCACGCUGCUCAAGAACUACAGGACACCUGAAAACCGAUGUCCCAACUUAAGAGAGUAUCUACCCAAGAACAUGCACUGUUUCUUCGAGGACAACUGUCUAGGCGUGACCUGCUGUGUGGAGCUGAACCUUGCCUUCACCAGACAGACCGUCAGUGCCUUCGCCAUGAUGGACCCAUGUAGCAAGCAGUUGACGCUAGGAUUGGGGUCAUGGAAGAAGACUUUCGACAUCAGCGGCCCCAGAUUCGCGGCUGAGGAUAUUGGACCAAUAGAAGGAAACCUGCAGAUUCUCGACCUCGCGCAAGUGGUCUUCAAGUACAAAAUGGUCGCGAUUCCAGAUGGAGUGGAGCUUACCUUCCAAGUAACGCUGUGCUCCGUACGUGACGACCUGUGCCUUCCCUACCAGAGCAUCUUUAGUAGGACCAGACUUCAGCUGGGCACCUGCCAAACAACAGCGCUGGCACCGUCUGGGAGAAAGAGAAGCAUUGCGGAUUUGGAGAAGUUCUCACUAGGCGACAUUGAGAAGCUGAUUGAUGAAGUCAGUAUGACUGCAGAUGAGGUCACGAAGGUCAUCAAGGAACUGCGAACACUUUAUCGUGAUAUGGCUAUAGACGCCAUUGACAAAACUCUUCACAAAGUCUUCAAGGACCAGUUCACAGCUCUGGACAAGUUUCUGACGUUCAAAAUUCCAUUCGGGCCAAUGGACGUGAGCUUCUUCGAGUACCAAGUCUAUUUCAUGCUUGGACCGAUUCCCAUGGUUUUCCGUUUCGGAGCUGGAGGGAGCUUUGGCCUGAUAUUCUCCACAGACGUGAAACUGCUUUCAAUGAAAGCCGCUGUAAGAGUGACGCCCACUGUGGGCGCCCAGGUCUGGGGUAGUCUUGGCAUUUGGCUCGGUCUUUUCGAGGGGAGGCUCCUAAUGAGAGGCUACAUCAUGACCACGUCUUUUCCCUGCACGGCGGAACUACAGUUCACCAAGUUUCCCUUGGAUGUGGGGAUCCGAAUGGACAUGAACUUGGUUCCCCUGAGGCUGGAGCUCCGUGGUAUCCUGGAGCUGACCAUACCCCUGAUCUUCAAAACCAUAAGAAAAACCCUGAUCAACAAACUGAUCUGGCAGUACUCCACUCCGACAAUCCACGCCACGAUAUUCGCCAUCAACUCAGACGAACCGGAUAAAUCGCCUCCUGACUUCAAGGUUUAUUCAGAUCCGUUUGAAGAAGGCGUGGAGGAACGAGCUGCCCAGACGACCACCAACUGCAUCGUGAAGCAGCAGUACGGGCGGGACUACACGGAGCCGGCCUUCCUGCUGGAGCUGGCCGUGGAUGACGACAGGAGCGAGGUGGAUCUCACCUACUCCGUCGGCGUCACCAGGGGAGGCAGCGACCAGGUGCUGAAUCAGCCGCUGGGAGGUUUCACAACCAUAGUGGCACAGACCUCCCUGGUCACGUGUGAGCUGCCGACCUAUGACGUCACGCUGCCAGGGGGCAGGGUCACUCCCGACUUCCUCUCCACCAGCCAUCCCGGCAUCCUUCGCGCGUCAGCUGUCGCCUUGGACGACGCAGCUCUAGUAAACCAAAAGGAAGCGGUGGGGUUUGGACGGAAGGUGUACGGUGACCAGGUCGUCUCCUGGAGGGACAUCGAAAUCAGCAAAAUCCAAGUGGACAUCAGCAUCGGACAUGAUCCACACGACACCCGCAAUCUGGAGUACUUUGCAGCGCCGCGUCUGGGGCGAGUCCUGUCCAAGCCUCACCACAUCGCUCACUACCCGUACGCGCAGAAGUGUGCCCGGGACUGCUUGGCUCUGCCCGCCACAAAAUGCCUCAGCUUCAACUAUGACUACAGCGACGACGGGCGAUGCGAACUUCUGGAGGAGAUAGAGGGACAUGGCGUCGUCAUGUACACGGACGGUAUAUUCCACAACUUCGAACGCCUGGGUAUCGGCCAUGCCGUGAAGGUGGUUCACGAGGACUUGAGUCUGGUGCACGAUCACCUGUACUACUACAACCUGUUCCUCAACAACACCGUGGGCUACACGAACAUCCUGACGUCUACGCCUGUGAUAGCCGACUUCGUCCCGCCGUCCCCCGGUCCGCUGGCGAACGUCAGUCAUGACGUCACUGCUGCGGAAGUGUGUGAGGAGUUCGUACCUGACGAGUGGGAGGACAGAUGUGUGGAGCAGACACCUCUGCCCAACCACAGAGCCAUCACAGACGGAGAGGGGUCCAGGACUGUGUUCAACGGGAACAAGCCUCUGGAAGACCUGCGCUACUUCCGGCCAAACACUUACGUCACAGCCAAUUGGGACGGUUUCCACGACAAUGAGACGGGUAUUUUCGGGUACACGUGGACCGUAGGGACGGCCCACUGUCAGGAUGACGUCCACCCGCACAAGGACCCGCACUCUCACCUGUACGGGGAGGACGAGUGGACACACCAGGGGCUAGCUUACCCACUGGAUCUGGACGAUGGAUUCUACCACGUGUCCGUCCGGGCCUUGAACAAGAUUGAAUUCGGUGGCCCCUUAGCGACAACCGUGUGCCACAGCAACCCCUACGUCAUCGACACCACGCCUCCCUUCGUCAACCACGUCGAGCUCAUCAGCUAUGACGAGAACACCUACGAACUCAUCGUGGAGUACAACGUCAGCGACCCCCUGUCCAACAUCCGGGAGGUUGACAUCGGGCUGGGGAAGAGUCCCAGGGACGUGUUCAUCAAGGACUGGCAUCGCCAUGACAACCGGACCCACGUGAUCAUGUUCUUCCGCAUUCCGGACGGCAUCCCGACGUGGAUCAAAGUCAGGGCCAUCAACAACGUGGACCUGCGGGCAUCCGGCCAUUACCGCAGACCGCUGAUCGUGGACACGACUCCGCCCAUUCCGGGUACCGUACAUGACGGGGAGACGUACAGCAGGGACCGGGACUACCAGUCGGACGGCACCCGGGUCUGCGCCAGCUGGAAGGACUUCCACGAUGAGGAGAGCGGAAUAGGAUUUUACUUGUGGGGCGUGGGGACGGAAAUUGGCGUUGUCGACAUCGUCCCGUUCCGUGAGCUCCCCCACACGCAGCACGAGACCUGUGCCCAGCUGAACCAGACGCUGCAGCACGGCGUGACGUACUACACCACCCUGGUCGCCUUCAACAUGGGGCACGCCAUGAAGAACGUGUCGGUCUCCAGCGAUGGAGGUAACAGCAGUGCCGACACUUCUCCACACGUGAUCCACGAAGCGACCUCUGUUGGAAAAGAGGCGCACCGCAUCAACUGGCAUCACUUCCACCUGCACGACGGAGAUUUCGUGUAUGUCGUUGUAAACGUCUCUAACGGAGCCGGCGGGGUUGUAGUGACAGAGUCAGAUGGGUUCACCAUGGACACUACACCUCCACUCAUGCGCUUCAUUGGAGAUGGUAACCAGCAAUGGACGGACCUUCAGUACUCGCCCAGCAUCACGCAUCUCUCAGUGAACUGGGAGUUCGAAGAUCCCGAGUCAGGAAUCGACCACUACAAACUAGCCGUGUUCCAGCACCAUGGCGGAACUCGUCUGCAGAUCUACCCGGCAAAGAAGAACUCCUGGGUGACUGUUGACGGAAGCGCUGACGGUUGGACCAACAGCGACCCGCUGAAUCUUGUACCAGGCGCGCGGUACAAUGUGCGGGUGUCUGCAGUUAACGGUGCCGGGCUGACCACUACACACGACACGGACGGCAUCACCGUGGAUCCUACUCCACCUUCGAACCUGCACGUUGCCGUUGAUGUGAUGCCUGGAGAGCUGGAGGAGUUGCAUGAUGGGUACAUUCUACACAUGGACCUGUCCGCCAUCUUGGUGUCCUGGCGGGCCACAGACGGGGAGAGCAAGGUCAUGGCGUACUGGGCUGCUGUGGGGACGUCACCAGGUGCCACGGACGUCUUGCCGUUUGAAAACAUGGGAGCUGACAGAAGCGCCUACAUCAACAACCUGCAGCUGCAACUCUACGACGAGACCACCGGAUCUCCCGUGUACUAUGUGACGGUCAAGGCUCAGAAUGGAGCUGGGGCAUUUUCAACGGAGGUUGUUUCAAGCCCCAUUAAGGUAGUCCCCGGUGACAAGACGGGACUGGUAGUGGACGGACCCCACAUGACGGACAGUCAGGGCGAUGACGUAGCAACUGUAGAUGUCGACUAUCAACUACACACUGGGACUGUCACUGUGCGCUUCAAGGGUUUUGAGAGCGCGAGGCAUGGCAUUGUGCACUACGAGUGGGCAGUCGGCUCUGCACCGCUCCAGGAUGACGUCCAGUCCUAUUCUGCAGCAGGCAUCGUGCUGUAUGAUGACAACGCAAACAUGGAAGGAAUAAGCGGUGAAGGCCACGCACAAUCCUUGCUGCCCCUCCAGCCAGGCCAGCUCUACUACACAACCGUGCGGGCCAUCACAGGCGCCGGCAACGUGUUAGAGUCAGCGUCAGACGGCUUCACUGUCGACGUCACUCCUCCUCAGGUGGGCCUGCGCACAGUUGCCGUUUCCCCAAGUCUGACCGUGGACUCCACCCCGCCCGUAGCCGGUGACGUCAUCUGCCCACGUCACAUCCCGGGCACGGACGAGUUCCGGUGCAGCUGGCACGGUUUCCGGGACGACCAGAGCUACAUCAGCCACUUCCUGUUCGGCGUCGGUACGGAGGAGGGGGACGACUCAGUAUUCCCGUUCACCAGAGUGUCGGGAACUGCCGACAGGUUCAAGGCUAAAGGAUUCGCAGGGCAGUUUUUGCGUCACCAGGAAAGCUACUACGCCACAGUGAUCGCCUACAACGCUGUAGGAGGGAAAACAUCAGCCUACUCCGAGGCUAUCGUCAUCGACGCAACCCCGCCUGUUCCCGGGACUGUGGUGGAACUGGACAGCAUGUACCACGCUGACUUACAGGGAGAUGUCUCGGAUGGCAAAGCAAUGUGCGACAAUGAAGAAGACUGUGAGGAGAUGGAUGCCAUGUGCCAAGCCUCUGUCACUCAAGUUGCCGUUGCCUGGCAACCAUUCGUGGACCCAGAAACGCCAAUCACCAGGUACGAAGUUGCGGUUGGUACAGUACCGGGAGCAGCAGACCUUAAAAGCUUCCGCCAAGUUCCCGAUCCAGACGUUCGCUUCUUUGUUGUCAAGAACUUGGACCUCUCGGACAUCACACAGGUGUUUGUGACAGUGAGAGGACACAACGCGGCGGGGCUGUCCAGUGUGGCCGUGUCUAACGGAGUCUACAUCAGUAAGAUCAGUGCUGGGUUUCCUCCACUCACACCGCUGGUGGUGAACGAUGGGAGCUCCAGCCGAGGCGAUAUAGACUUCCAGAAUCACAACGAGGAGAUCAGCGCGCACUGGGACCUGAGCGGCGACCCCUGUCCCUCCGUGCGGACGGAGUGGUCUGUGGUCAGGCUGGACGGGGUUAAUAUCCUGCCGCUUACCGAGCUGUCCCCAGGUGCUGACCGUGCCACCUCUGAUGAGUUCGACCUCCGUGACGGUGAGACGUACUACACCGUUGUCAGGGCAACCAACCAGCUGGGCUACAGCUACUCCGUCAGGUCUGACGGCGUCACGGUCAGGCUGGAGCCUCUCGUUCCCGGGGUAGUGCGGGACGGCGCCAUCCUCGGGUUCGACCUGUCCCAUCAGCAGUCCGUGACGACGCUGUCGGCCAACUGGGACAGCUUCGGGAAGGAGUACGGCCUCGGGGACGACGCAGCUAUCAAUGGGGAAGCUGUUGAGAUAGGAGACCACCAAAUCAUCGACCAUUACGAGGUCGCGGUAGGGACAGACCGACGGUACCCAAGCACCCGUACCAACAUCCGACCGUUCACCAACGUCGGACAGAACAAGACCGUCACUUUUGAGUACCUUCAGCUCGUCCCGAGGACGGGCAUUUACUACGUCACGGUCCGGGCCGUCAGUCUCGCGUCAUCCACGACAGAAGUGACGUCAAACGGCAUCCGGGUGGGAUUCGGCGGUGACAUCAUAUCGCAUGGGGAGGUACAAGUACCAAGAUACAUCUCUUCCAACGCCAACAUCACGGUGGCCUGGAGUGAUUUUGAGUUCACCAUGCCCAUCCUCCUCUACCAGUGGGGCAUCACAUCCAACCGGACCGAACUGGACAGUAUGAACUGUCUAGACCUGCAAAACUUUGACGAGGAAGGGUACGCCGGUGUCAGCGAGGAGCACGCCCACCUGUUCGACAUCUACCCCCUGACGAAAGUGGGCAGGAACACCAUGGUUCAGUACGAGGGGUUGGAACUCGAACACGGUCACACGUAUCACGUGGUUGUCGUGGCAACGGACGAGGCUGCGCAGUGCGCCAUGGCCCUGGCUGACGUCACGAUUGACACCAGCCCUCCGGCGGAAGGACGUGUGUCUGUAGGAGCACCAGGAGAUAAGGACGUCAUGUACACCGCCAUGGCUGACCGGAUGGAAUUGUUAUGGGAUGGUUACCAUGACGACACGAGCGGCAUCGCCCGGUUCGAAGUCGCCCUGCUGUCAGGCGGCGACUGCGAAUCCAGUGAUGACGCGCGGCGCAACGUUGAAGUCGACUUCGUGCCCGUCGCUGCGAACGAGUCAUCCUACAUGUUUGUCGACAUUGAUUUGAAGGCUGACACCCCGUACUACGUGACCUUCCGUGCCAUCAACCGCGCGGACCUGGUGACGGAGUCCACCACUCCUCCCAUACUACUGGACCGGCUGGACCCGGUAGCUGGGGACGUCAAGGACGGGAUAGACUUCGAGACAGACGCCACUCACCAGAGCUCAUUGUCAGAAAUGAAAGGUGUGAUCAUACACCACCCUAACCCAGUGGGCGACCCCUGCCCCAAGAGGAGCUUCCCCAUGGAUGGCAUGCACGACAGCUGGUCAGCUCUGGAGACAACAGGGCUGUGGGGAGUGUCGAGGGAGAGACGGAUCGUGUUCGACCCUGAACACCUUUCGUUUGAUGAGGAAGAAGGCCUGUCAGUCCGGCUGACACGUGAUAUAGAGUACGAGAGGAUGAUGUCAGGAGCCUACUCUACAGACGUGGAUGGGAGCAGAACGGGACAGUACGAGCUGGACAUCAUUGCUGCCAGUGGGGAGCUGCAGGCCGUCACCAGUGUUGUGUUCUGGGGCGGACCGGAAGGGGUGGUCGGAGAUCACAACGAGAUGAGCCUGGAACAAGAAGAUGCUCUUUUCCCCAGCAUCAGUGAAAACUGCAGUUGCUGUCAACCAGGGAAUGAUACCACAGGAACUGCUGGGAAUGUUACAACGACUAAUGUAACAGUUUCAACGACUAAUGCAACAAACGACUGCAACUGCACGUGUGCUAGCCCUACCAGUGAACCACAAUACACAACUGAGGAACCCACGACCACGACUGACCCUCCCCCAGGGUGGUCCAUCGAGAAGGGUGAUACGGAAUGGGAAACGCACGAGACAGAACCCGAUUCACAUGGCUCGCCUUAUGCUUCGUGUGGACUACAGAUUCAUUCAGAAACCGCUGACAGUCCCAGCUAUAUUGGGCUGUGGUGUCGGUUUGCGAACGGGACCCAGUCAGAACAGGGAGAAACCGUAAAACUGGAUUUCGACCCGUCAGCUGCCUGGCACAAGUACACACUACAGUUCAUGGAGGAAAAGAUCUUUGCUACCAAGGUUGACAGAUCAGUACGAUUGUACAUCGACGGCCAGUUCAAGGCAGUUCUGACCGGCAUCCCCAUCCUAAGCCCGACAACCAAGCUGAUACUGACCACCUGGAACAAGCAUGACCAGAUUCCCGAGCUGGUGGACCCGUUUGAACCACCAACGACUACAUCCUCAUUCCGAUCUGUUAGCCUGUGUCUACAGGGGAGACCGUUCCGGAAUAGUGACCAUGCGGUGGUGCGGUUCGAGGCCGGUGUCGGGUCAGCCAAACUGCUGGACGAUGUUGCACCAUUCAGAGAGGUCUCUAAGCCAUGUAUCCCAUGCUCUGCGCGGUGCGAUGUGCUGGGUUGUGAUCCUGACUGUGACGAGGACCAGACAUACGUACACCAGAUCCACCUCACAGGACUAAACCUGCCGCCGCUGGUAUCUGUACCAGACUCCAACACUACCAUACAGGCUGUGUACUACCUCACUGUCAGGGCAGUGGCUGGUUCUGGCAGGGCAGCCAUUGCGUCAUCCAACGGAAUCUACAUCGACACGACCCCGCCGGUCAUCGAGAACCUCUUCCACGUGGAUCUGUCCUGGUCACCGGAUGAGCCCACUCGCUACCAGGGGGACAACAGCACCAUUGCUGUGUACUGGGAAGCCUAUGACAAAGAGAGCGAGGUAGUGGAGUGCCAAUGGGCAGUUGGCACAAGCCCAGGACAAACGGACGUCCAAAACUUCACAUCAGUCGGACCAGAUCAGAACUUAGUCUACAACAGCAGGUUAGAGGGAAAGCUUAGCAACAGACAGACUUAUUAUGUCACCGUGAGACUGGUCAACGGUGCUGGUCUGGUCAGCGAGAAAACUACAACUGGAGUGACAGUGUUGCUCGACCCUCCCAACACCAGUAGCAGUAACAUCACCACAUCCUGUGAACACACUGUGGAGACAAACUCCACAUUGGGAGGUGUGGACCUGUGUGGGGAUCAGGAGAAGAUUGACAUCGCCUGGACCAGGGUGGAGGACGACUCUGUCAAUAAUUAUGUGUUCAGUGUGGGGACAUCAGCAGACAGCCCCGGUGACAUCAUCCCGCAGACACAGGUGGGGUAUAACGAGUCGGGCUGGGUACAGGUCAUCCGGGGUGAGCUGGUGUUUGGGCGGUCAAAGGUCAACAUUUCCGACCUGCGCAGUCGUGAAGACGGGCCAAGUGUCAAAACACAUCAUAAGUUCCAUGUGGAACCUGGAAGGACACUGUUCACAAAACUGACUGCUUGUCAUGCCGGACAUAAGUGUGCAGACAUUGCCGUGAAGAAACGAACAAUACUGAGAUCCCAAGACAAGAUGCUGACUUUCAACAAUGGCUCUACUGAUGACAUAGAAUUGGACGAUGGGAACGAGUCUGAGAACUCAACAGUUAUCAUAGCAAAAUCUCAAGGUGAAGACAGCAGUGUCGUCAAGCCAGGAGCUGUUGGAGCUGGCAUCCUGACUGACAAUGAUGUUUCUAUGACGUACACUUCUGACAGACCUUUCAUCUCCAACCCUGCAUUUACAAUACACCAGACGGACAGAUUCCUUAAAAACAGGGUUAGGAAAGAGUACGGUCAAUCGUUCUUCGUGUCAUCUAUCGGAGGUGACGAGGUUGACGCGCCGUUAACAGUCACCGCAACUUUCGACGACUCUGCGCUACUGAGGAAUGAAAUACCAAGGGUGGUGUUCUGGGACCCAGAGUCUGAAAUAUGGAGAGAUGUCCAAGGAACCUGUACUGACGGUUCUGGAGCAGUGGAUUACAACCAGCAAGAGGGGCCGUUCACAGUAAAGCUUUGCUCUACCACAGCAGCACAAGGCCAUCGCAGACGCCGAAGCGUUCAGCGUUACUUCUCAGGCACGUCACAGCUCGCUGUCGUCAUCAUUAACGGCACCUUCCAGAAUGAACCGCCCGUCCUGCUGUCUCCACUCCGCAUGUCCAUGGGAGAGGAUGAGGGAACUCUGAUUACUCGACUCAUUGCCAAAGACCCAGAGGAUGAUGACCUAGUCUUCAUGCUGAAUGACCAACUGCAGGACUUCGGAGAUCUUGUCGAGCUGGACGAACAAGGCAUGCUGCGGUACAAACCAGCCCUGGACUUCUCCGGCUCCAGAGAGAUCCCUAUAACCAUCUCCGAGUCUCGCACAGAUGGCAACCCCCUCCUUUCAACCAAUGUGACCAUCAUCAUUGACGUUGGAGAAGAAAACGACACUCCUCAGCCGUUUGUGGUCCAUGAGGGAGAGGAGAAGCUACAGGGAGCAGGCAUCCUCCAUCUGGCUGUGGAAGAAAACCAUCCUGACAACGUCGACUUCGAGGUGUUGAGGUUCGUGGCAGGAUCUUUUGACGUUGACGCCCAAGAUACAAUGACACUGCACAUCAAGGCACCUUCUAACGGCACGAUUGUGGUCGGCAAGCACGUUAAGAAUAUCGCGUUCAAAGAAGCAAACUGUGCAUUGUCUGUGGAAGUAAAGAGAAGGGAAUGGGUAGAUGUGUUCAACAAGUCCUGGGCGGGCCCUGCCAUCCCCUACCCGUGUGAGAUAGCACUCCCGCACUCUGCUGACACCAUGAACUGGGCAGUUGCAGCGAUAACGUACACCCCAAACCAACACUUCUUUGGGGAGGACGCAGUAAAGAUAUAUGCCGAAGAUGCGUCGGGAGCGAGGUCCAAACUGGUGACUGUGGUUAUCCACGUCAUGGAAAACCGUUGCCUGAACGGUGGAAGGUGCGUUGGACCCCAGAGCGAUCCUGAUUGUGAAGACCAAGCUCGCAGUGACGGUUUCGACGACUACACAUGCAACUGCACGGUGGGGUUUGAGGGAAGGUACUGCGAGAUCAACCCCAAUGACUGCGUUCCCAAUCCGUGCCCAAAGAACUACACCUGCAUCGACCAAGUCAACAGUUAUGUCUGCCACUGUGAACCGGGCUGGCCCUGUGAUGGCCUGACGGUUUGGGAAAUCGUGGGCAUCACAGUCGGCUGUCUGGUGGCCCUGAUCAUCCUCAUUGUCAUCUUCAAGGUGUGGAAGAAGAGAAAGGACGAAGCACUUAAAGUCAGUCAGAGCCCGACAGGAAGCCAGGAUUCUCUUCAUCUUGGUGGGUUAGUGACACCACCUGACGCGAUCCUGAACCCAGCGUAUGAGACCAUGAACGUUGCUGACGGACGGAUGAACUUCAACAACGUCAAGAAGGUCUGGCAGCAGGUAGAGGAGGUGCAGUUCCGUCACGUGGAACUUCAGGAUGAAGCACGUGCUCCUGUGAACAAGAAGCUGGAGCCGCAACUGCCACAACUGGUGCUCCCCCCAGCGGCUACAGGCAGAACUGCACCCGAUGCCUCGGGAGAGUUCAUCAGCCUGCCUGGAACACCUGAAUACUAAGUAGCACCUGAGCGCAAAACGGACCCCUGAUGAUGACAUUUCUGUACUUUUGUCAAAUGAUGCAUGAUGCAUAUAUGUGUAGUAUGUAUAGUUGGCUCGUAGUUUUGAUUCAGUGAUUUUGUUUUCAAUUAGAAAGUUUGGGACACAUAAUUCCGAUAAGCAGCAAAGAAGAUGCUAAAUAUUGCCGUAAUGUGCUUUCGUAUCAGCAUUCUAUAGUAUAGCCAACAUAAUUUGAUGUGUAUGGCAAUUUUCUUGCUUCUAGACUUAUCCGAAAUCAUAAAAUAUGUACUAGCUUAAAUUGGAAAGCACUUACCCACUAGCUGAUUAGAUGGCUUAAACAUUAAGCUUUAAUAAGUUACCCAAGAGAUUUAUAUUAAGCUAAGACCUGGCAAAGAAACAGCUCAUGUAAUGAUCUCUAUCAUAUCUACUUCAGACACAACACUGAUAAGCAACAUCAGCAGUAAAAAUAGUACUUAGUACAUCUGUGAUAAGAUACAAGCUCUUAAGAAUCUUCAUAAACUGGCAUUGUGGUGUUUCAUUUUCAGGCUGUGGGUGUUACAAUAAUUCAAUUCUGAAUAAAUCACUCUUGCUUUGGUGUGUCU